AUGGCCCCCACAGGUAUUGCCAUCCUCGGCUCUGGCAUUUUCGCUAAAGAAGCUCACCUCCCCGCGAUUGCAACCGUGGGCCCCUCGGUCGUCGAGCUCAAAGCGAUCUACUCCCGCUCAGAGAAGGGCGCGGCGUCGCUCGCGGAGGACGCGCAGGCAGCGCUGAAGCUCGCGUCGAGGCCGGAUGUGUACUUCGAUGCCGCUCCUAACGGGAACCUCGACGCGCUCCUUGCGCGCCCCGACAUCCAGGCCGUCAUCGUCGUGCUCCCGAUCACGACACAGCCGGGGAUAAUCCGCAAGGCGUUAGCAGCAGGCAAACACGUCCUCAGCGAGAAGCCAGUCGCGCCGGAUGUCGCGUCCGGCCUGGAGCUCAUCAAGGACUAUGAGACCGACUACAAGCCGAAGGGCUUGAUCUGGCGCGUCGCGGAGAAUUUCGAGACGGAGACGAGCUACCAGAUAGCCGCGAAGGCGAUCAAGGAUGGAAAGAUAGGGAAAGUCUCCUACUACAACGCCCGCGUGGUGAACUACAUGGACACAAGUUCCAAGUGGUACAACACGCCCUGGCGGACCAUACCAGACUACCAGGGCGGGUUCUUGCUCGACGGAGGAGUGCACACCCUCGCGGCGCUGCGGGUAAUGCUUCCCAGCCCGAUCAAGACCGUGUCUGGCUUCGCCUCGCUCAACCGCGAGUUCCUCAAGCCCGAGGACACAAUUAAUGCAGUCGUCCAGUCCGCCGACGGCUCGCAUGGUGUCCUCGACCUCACUUGGGGCGCACCGACCGCAUCGGCCGCCGAGCACGCGUCGAAGGGCAUCACGAUCGUCGGUACCGACGGAUGGCUUUCCGUCGACUCAGUCAAGAUCCUCGACGGACCCAAGUCUGUGGGAGGCAUGCGCGUCACCGUUGUCACCGCACAGAAAGACAAGGACGGGAACGUCACCGGCGAGACGGAGGAGAUCAACGAACAGGUGUCCGAUGGAGUGCCGAACGAGCUUCAGUUCCUCGUCAAUGCGAUCAACGGGUCGGAUAACGGACUAGGGACACCUUUGGGCGCUCUGCGGGACGUUGCGUUCAUCGAGGCUGCCUUGAACAGUAAAGGGUCGCCCAUAGAUGUCGAGAAGCUGAUGAAGCUGGCGUAG
This is a messenger RNA of Rhodofomes roseus, 1137 nucleotides long. Its product is annotated as oxidoreductase family protein. NCBI's taxonomy places the organism in Eukaryota, Fungi, Basidiomycota, Agaricomycetes, Polyporales, Fomitopsidaceae. The record is from RefSeq and is a predicted model, not a curated record. The coding region runs from base 1 to 1137 and encodes 378 amino acids. Gene Ontology annotation, molecular function: nucleotide binding; oxidoreductase activity. Gene Ontology annotation, biological process: NADPH regeneration. The transcript has 5 exons. Gene Ontology annotation, cellular component: cytoplasm.